Messenger RNA from Trypanosoma conorhini, 1353 nucleotides. RefSeq lists its product as uncharacterized. The record is from RefSeq and is a predicted model, not a curated record. NCBI's taxonomy places the organism in Eukaryota, Euglenozoa, Kinetoplastea, Trypanosomatida, Trypanosomatidae. Gene Ontology annotation, molecular function: SUMO ligase activity; zinc ion binding. The coding region runs from base 1 to 1353 and encodes 450 amino acids. The transcript has a single exon. Gene Ontology annotation, biological process: protein sumoylation.
AUGCCUUCGCGCCCAGCGACGCGGGGAGCCGGAAGGGCGUCGGGCUCGUGGGCAGGCCUUUUCAGCGCAGCUCGUGACGGGGCGCACGCCCAGGCGUGUUGUGGGGAGGGCGACAAGGCGCCGAAGCCCAACAAGUUGGUCUCGCAGACGCUGCUGGAUGUGCGGCAACGCAUCCUUGACGAGGUAAAGGUAAGUAAAGCUGCCAGCAGUAAGCUCCGCCAGGCGCAUCGCCGGCGGGCGUGGGAAAUGGCCUUUGGGCAGCCAGGCGGAGAUGAGGUGGAGGUCUCGACGAUAGAAAUUUCCCUCAUCUGCCCUUAUUCCCGCGUGGCACUGCGGUACCCGGUGCGAAGCAGAGAUUGCCAGCAUCUUCAGUGCUGCGACUUGGAGUCGUGGAUCGCGCUGCUCGACAAGUAUCGCUCCAUGCGCGACCCGAGGGCGCCGUGCCCCGUGUGUGAGAGGCGCGUGGCGGCCUCGACGCUGGAGAUGGACUGCUGGCAGCUGUACGUCCUGUCACAGAUGCCUCCGGGGACGCAUAUGCUUGUGCUGGACCCCGACGGAAGCUAUCGCAGCGGUGAUGCUUCACGCGAGCAAAAGAGGCAGCAAGUGACAGAGAUAAUAGAACCGACACAGGCGCCAAAUGAAGCCGGCGACAUUGUGUCUCUAACGUCUUCCACCGGGUCUGCAUCCCCAGCCCCAAUAGCGUCAGAUGUUAGACUCGCCCAUGUCAAACGGGAGCGACACUCGGAGGAAGCCCCGGAUCCUUCUUCCCUGGGCUUCUCCACGACUUGUUUUUCUCCGACGCACAACGAGGAGGAGGAGGAGGAGGUUUGCGUCGUACAUUACUUGGAGCCUGCAUCGAUGGCCCGGGUUUUGCCUAGCCAGGCCCGCCACUGGGUGGCGCACUGCCCUCGCUGCACCAGGACGCUGCUCAAGAGCGAGGGGGGCGAGGUGGAGGGCUGCGCUGAAUGUGGCUUGGAGAGGGAGGACUGGACCCUCGUGCGGAGCUUUCCAGGCUCGUCCCUCUCCCUGGAGUUGACGCGUGAUGGCACGUUGAUCCUCGGCGGGGCGGAUGCCUUGGCGCCCCACUUGAUACGCGCCGGAUUCUUCCGCGCCAUCUACGUGGAUGGCGACGGCGCCGUUGGCCCGCGCACGGGAGCCGGCGUCUGGUACACCACCGCCUCCCUCACCCGCUACGAAUUGGAUUUCUUGGAGGCAUGUUGCCAGCGCCUGGCCUGCGGAGAAACAGUGGAGGAGAUGCCGUCCGUCCCUGCCCUCUUCCGCAUCCCCCGGCGACGUUUCGCCAGGCGGGAAACGACCUUCACGCAGUUGACUCACCCAAGUCCCAGCGGGUGA